Molecule: messenger RNA, 1033 nt
Organism: Populus trichocarpa (black cottonwood)
Lineage: Eukaryota; Viridiplantae; Streptophyta; Magnoliopsida; Malpighiales; Salicaceae
Product: 40S ribosomal protein S8
Exons: 5
Coding region: 159-815 (218 amino acids)
Biological process (GO): translation; maturation of SSU-rRNA from tricistronic rRNA transcript (SSU-rRNA, 5.8S rRNA, LSU-rRNA)
Cellular component (GO): ribosome; cytosolic small ribosomal subunit
Molecular function (GO): structural constituent of ribosome
Source: RefSeq, a predicted model, not a curated record
UCCAAACGUAGUCGUUUGACUGCUCGAAACCACUGACUAGCUAGGGUUUUAAUUGAUGACGCCCACGCCCAUAACAGGCCCAUCUCCCUACUUCAGUUUCUUUCGCGCGUUGCUGCUGUGAGUGUGCAGAUUUGGGAUUGCUCUAGAGGGAAUAGAAAAUGGGGAUUUCUCGUGAUUCUAUGCACAAGAGACGUGCUACUGGUGGCAAAAAGAAAGCUUGGAGGAAAAAGAGAAAGUAUGAACUCGGAAGGCAACCUGCAAGCACUAAAUUGUCAAGCAACAAGACAGUCAGGAGGAUUAGGGUUCGAGGAGGAAAUGUAAAGUGGCGUGCUCUGAGGCUUGAUACUGGAAACUACUCAUGGGGCAGUGAGGCUGUGACCCGAAAGACCAGAAUUCUUGAUGUGGUGUACAAUGCAUCUAACAAUGAACUGGUUCGUACUCAGACUUUGGUGAAGAGUGCCAUUGUUCAGGUUGAUGCUGCGCCUUUCAAGCAGUGGUAUCUCCAGCACUAUGGUAUUGACAUUGGCCGGAAGAAGAAAACCACAGCUGCAAAGAAGGAAGGAGAGGAAGGUGAAGCUGUUACUGAGGAGGUCAAGAAGAGCAACCAUGUACUGAGAAAGUUGGAAAAGAGACAACAGAUUCGCAAGCUUGACCCACAUAUUGAAGAGCAAUUUGGCAGUGGCCGUUUAUUAGCUAGUAUUUCAUCACGUCCUGGUCAGUGUGGCCGUGCUGAUGGGUAUAUCUUGGAGGGCAAAGAGUUGGAGUUCUACUUGAAGAAGAUACAGAGGAAGAAGGGCAAGGGAGCUGGUGCAUAAAAUUUUGUUUCCCAAACUUGUAAUUUCCGAGUAGGCUUCUUCAACCUUCACCUUAUAUUUUCCCUUCUUUUGGAUGUUGAACUGAUGGUGAGAUGAGAAAUUGAACUUUGAAAACCUAUAAAAUUGUUGAGGUGUCCAUUAGAAUCAUAGUUUGGUCCCUGUCCAGUAAUACUCGUGUUUUGGUUUUGACUCAAUGAAUUACUAAUCGUUCUUGUCCA